CACCAUCAUCAACGUCAACUGCACCACCCGGAAACCCCCGUAACAUGAAUUUCCUCUUACAGCCAUAGUGCCAUAGCCAUAUGUAUCAAGUGAAUGAAGUUACUCCAUCAAAAGCACCUUUUGCGCCAGGGACCUCUCUAAGCUACCACACCCUGCAGCCACUUUGCGGCUACCGCAGUGUAAUGCAUCAAUGGGGGGCUUCCGUUAUUCGAAUCCCGUAUAAAAUGACCAAUCUUCUUGAUGUUUGACGCAUUACUCUCGGCCUACGGUGGCCCUUUAUAGUGCCCGGGACUGCGGUCUUUCUUGCAAAUGGUUGAAUUGACCUAUCUGAUACCCUUCUACCUUGCUCAGCUUUCCCUCUGCUCGAUGAUCGAUUUUGACCGAUCCUAUUGAGUCGUAUAACAUGUCCAGCCUUUCUGUUCUGCGGUAUCAUCCGCUAAGAGUGGCCACUCGAACACAAGUUUAUGCCCUUCAUCUUUCAUCUACAUCAUCUGCACCUAGACCUCAACAUCAUCGCCAUCAUCGCCAUGCGAGAUCACAGUCUACGAAGACUAGCAUCGUGCCACAAAACACUCUCCCGUUUGACAGCCAAAUCAUCAAACCUCCAUCCAACGCCGUCGAACAUGUGUUAACUACCUUGGAUAGCAUCGUCAACUGGGCCCGCCAGGGUUCCUUCUGGCCCUUGACCUUUGGUCUAGCCUGCUGCGGGAUAGAGAUGAUGCAUGUGUCCAUGCCCCGCUACGACCAAGAUCGUCUCGGCAUCAUCUUCCGCGCUUCGCCUCGACAAGCUGAUGUUAUGAUCGUUGCUGGCACGGUCACGAACAAGAUGGCUCCUGCUGUUCGGCAAUGCUACGACCAGAUGCCCGACCCGAAAUGGGUCAUCAGCAUGGGCAGCUGUGCGAAUGGAGGUGGCUACUACCACUACAGCUACUCAGUCGUCAGGGGAGUGGAUCGGAUUAUACCCGUCGACAUCUACGUGCCUGGAUGCCCACCCACUGCAGAGGCCCUACUACAUGGCGUAUUCCUCUUACAGGCAAAACAGAGAAGGACGAAGAUCACAAGAAUGUGGUACCGGAAGUAGGCUUGUGGGCAAUUUCUUGUUCUUUACCAAGUCCUACGUGUAUAUCAUCCCUGUUUCUCUCUCAAUCGCAACCUCCCUGUCUCUCAUGCCAGUAAUCGUGCUAACUUGCUGGAUCUGUCCUUUAUUUGUCUUGCUUUGCAGAAUCCAGAACGCAUCUGAUGGCAGUUUACAAUGGCUAAGUUCACUUACUUCUUAUGAUUCUCAAGACUGCCAACUUCAUACCUUGUGCU
Messenger RNA from Colletotrichum acutatum, 1311 nucleotides. RefSeq lists its product as uncharacterized. The transcript has 3 exons. Gene Ontology annotation, biological process: mitochondrial respiratory chain complex I assembly; aerobic respiration; electron transport coupled proton transport. Gene Ontology annotation, molecular function: quinone binding; NADH dehydrogenase (ubiquinone) activity; 4 iron, 4 sulfur cluster binding. Bases 404 to 1081 code for a protein of 225 amino acids. Lineage: Eukaryota; Fungi; Ascomycota; Sordariomycetes; Glomerellales; Glomerellaceae. The record is from RefSeq and is a predicted model, not a curated record.